UUACACCGUUACCGCUUUUUCAUUAAUGGAUAGAGAGAAGGAGAAGAUGACAAACAAGGAGCAGAUCUAACUCAGGAAAUUCUACUUCCCACCGACAAACAGUUUCUUCUUUGCAUUGUUGGGCCUCUCUAUAACUUCAACCCACAUUUUAUCACACUGAUUAUUCUUGAAGAAGAUGGUUCUUGAAUCUUGAUUGAGAAUUGAGAGUGUACCUUUUCUUUACUUGGUAAGUAUUAAAAAAAGAGGCUGCUUUCUUCAUGCAUCUGUGAGUUGUGGAGAACUGAAGCUUUUCUGGAAGGCUGCACGAGGAAAAUAAUCAUGUUCAAGCUGUUUCCACGGAGGAACAACAAAAACAAUGGCUUCAAAGUGAAGCAUGCUCUUCAGAUAUGUGUACUGGUAGGCGUUUGCAUUUGGCUGCUUUAUCAAGUCCAACACUCCUCCACUAAUAAGAAAGAAGCAUCUGGAGAAUCAACUAGCCUCUCUGAGAAGGUGGAGACUGGUAAUAGUAUCUUAAACCUGGGAAGGAAAGACCUAAAACCUGAAACAGAUGAAGAAGGUUUAACAAACAGGGAUCCAGAUGAAGAUGUGGAAGAUGAGAGUGAGCCAAAUAAUGAUGGAGAUGCAAAAGCAGAAGAUAACUCAGAGACAGAAAGCAAUGGAAGUAAGGAAACUAUAGAAGAAAAGGUGCAAAAGGAUGAAGAAGAGGAAACUGGAAGUGAGGGAGAGAGAGAUAUGGAACACAGAGAUGUGGAGAAAGAAAGGGCAGAUAAUGAUGAUACCAGAGAAGAGAAGAAUGAGAAUGUUAGUGAAGGUGGGACAGACAGGGAGACAGCAGACGAAAAUGAAAGUGAAGAAGAGAAUAAUGGAAGCAAAGAGGAUGGAGAUGAGGAAACAAAUGAAAAUGGAGGUGAAUAUAAGGAUGCUGAAGUUGCGGAAAACAACGACAGUGAAUCAAGAGAUGAAAAGCAGAAAGAACGUGGUGAGACUAUUCAAAUUGAUGAGAAAACCACGGAUGAUUCAAACUCAACUAUUUCAUUGACGAAUGUGACAAUUUCCGAAGCCUCAGCUGAUGGGCUAAGUGACAGUACAGAUUCAACUGGAGGGGAAGAGAAUGGUGAUUCUAUUAAUACUGAUACAGAAGAAACAGUCAAAGCGUCAAUUGAUGAUGAAAUAACUACCAGUUUGGAUGAAAACAAAUCAACAGAUUCAUUAAACUUCGGAAAUGAAGAAAUGCCCGAAAACAAGAAUCCAGAUGAAUCAUCCAGUUCAGUUUCUCCAGAAGAAAAAGAUGCCCUUACAGAUGUGGGAACUGAAGGGAACAGUGAUGAACAUGCCACCAAUGAUUAAAUAGAUCAGGUUCAUUCGCUUGUUCAGUCAUGUGUCCUCUUUCUUUAAUUCCUACUCUUAAAGAGUAAAUUGAAUUACUGUAAAUGCUGCUUGCCAGGCAGCAAAAAGCUAUAUUGUAUAAGUAUAUUCACUAUCUGCAAACUCUGAUAAAGGACACAAAAAGUCUCUGUCAUAUGAAUCUGAAAACUUUGGUAAGAAGAGCCUGUAAAAAAAUUCAUUUUAUUAGUGUUGUUAUUUGUCGAGUUUAUGAUUCCAUUUAGCAUAUUCAGUGUUUUAACACUUCGAGAUACAUUAGUGAAUAUCUACCGAGUAGUUAGAUGGAUUUAGUUGAAAAAACUUGGGCUAAGAAGAAAAUUCUCACUCAAUAAGCCAAGUUUAGAGAGAGAGAAGGAUAGAUGAAUAAGGAAGUUUUGAUGGUGAGGUGGAAUUAUUGACGUCGAGGAAAAUUUUGUUGCUUGUUAGUCGUUACUGGGUGUCCACCACCAUGCAACAUCGCUGUGUGAUUUCUCAGCUUCUCCUUUUCAGGCAGAAGAGGUGCAUCAGUGCAAGAACAAUGAAAAUGUUGUGGAUUGAUUCUGUUUCCAUUUUGCCACACUAUCACUGUUGUUCAAUUGCUAGCUACUUUUUCGUUUCGCGCAACUUUAGUUUGUUCAGUUUUGUUUUGACUCAAAUCUAAAUACAGAACAAAACUGAUAACUUUGAUUCACUGUGGCUUGACAUUUUCUAUCAUUGGAGGGGAAGAUAGUGGUGAUGGUAAAAAUUCUGGUUUGGAAGAGACAGUCAAAGCUUCAAAUUAUGAUUAAAUAACUACCAUAAUGAAGAGUUGCCCAAAACAAGAAUCCAGAUGAAUCCUCCAAUUCAGGCAUUCAGCUUCUCAAGAUGGAAAAGUUCCCUUACAGAUAACUGAAGGAAGCAGUGAUGAACAUGCUGCCAAUGAUUAAAGAGACCAGAUUUAUUCACUUGUUUAAUUCUGUGUCCUUUUUCUUUAAUUCCCACUGUUUAAGGGUGAAUCAAAUUGCUCUAAGUUCUGCUUUCCAGGCAGCACUAAAGCCAUACUGUAUAAGUGUAUUUGUUGCCGGCAAAACUUCUAUAAAGGAGGCCAAAAGUGUCUAGCAUAUGAAUCAGAAUACUUUUGUAAGAAGUGCUUAUGAAAAAUUUCAUAUUAUUAAUAUUGUUAUCUUUCAAGAUUUGUGUAUGCAACUAAAUCCAUGUGUUAUUGUCAUCGUCAAACAUCUUUUCAUACAGAGUAUUU
This is a messenger RNA of Cuscuta europaea, 2599 nucleotides long. NCBI's taxonomy places the organism in Eukaryota, Viridiplantae, Streptophyta, Magnoliopsida, Solanales, Convolvulaceae. The record is from the annotation of a GenBank genome assembly.